AUGCUAAAAACUGAUGAUGGCGUUGAACUUUACAAGGACGACGAAAAGGCCGAACAUCUGUCCAGGUUCUUUCAGUCGGUCUUUACGAGAGAAGUCGCUGUACCCACUGAUCACUGUAAUGUGGACAAUGUCCCGACAAUUGACUCAGUGGUUCUCACAAAACCUAUUGUUCAACAGGAAUUAAUGAAGCUAAAAGAAAGGACUUCGCCCGGUCCUGACGAAAUACCGGCAAAGUUGUUGAAGGAAUUGGCCACAGAAUUGGCAGAACCUCUGAGCGUCCUCUUCCAAGCCUCUCUUGAUGCAGGCAGACUGCCUCCUGAGUGGAAGACUGCGUGGAUUUCACCGAUUCAUAAAAAUGGCAGUCGCGCUUCCGCAAACAACUACUGAUCGGUAAGCCUCACCUCCAUAUGCUGCAAAGUUAUGGAGCGAAUAAUCAAACGCGAACUGAUGCGGUUUUUAGAGCAAAAUCAUCUUCUGUGCGAUGCACAGCACGGUUUCCGCAGAGGGAGGUCCUGCUUAACCAAUCUACUCUACUGUCUUGAACAGUGGACCCGAGCGAUUGAUGAAGGAAACGUUGUGCAUGUGGCCUACAUAGACUUCAAGAAGGCAUUUGACAGCGUGCCACACCAACGUCUCCUACACAAGCUCAGCCGCAUACGGGUAAGAGGCAAGCUUUUGAAGUGAAUUGAAAACUUUUUGGUCGGUCGGUCCCAGACUGUUCGUCUUGGUGGCCAGCACUCGGCAGAGGUGACGGUUACGAGCGGAGUACCUCAGGGCUCCGUUCUUGGCCCUAUCCUCUUCCUCAUCUAUAUUGAUGACUGUAUCCAUGGAUUGGACUGCAAGACUGCAAUGUUUGCUGACGAUAUAAAGCUUUGGACCGUCAUCCGCAACGAGGACGAUGAAGCAAAUUUACAGGCAAACUUAGGCCGACUCGAAAAAUGGUCAGGCCACUGGCUCCUCCCAUUUAAUGUUACCAAAUGCAACAUUCUGAGGAUUGGCAGAACCAGCUCUGCGCACCGGCAGACGUACUAUCUAAAUCACACACCGCUGCCACUGGUAGAGGUUCAGAAGGACCUAGGGGUGUGGAUAACAUCUUCAUUAAGCCAUCAUUCCACUGCUUGAAAGCAGCGAAAUCUGCAAUGUCCAGCUUAUAUCUCAUCAAGCGGGCAUUUGCCAAGUUCGAUGAAGAGUGCUUCCGCAAGGUCCUCGGGAUAUUUGUGCGCCCACAGUUAGAAUUUGCCAUUCAGGCCUGGAGACCCUGGACUGUUAAGGAUCGUACCACCCUCGAAAAAGUCCAACGACGGGCAACCAAGAUUGUCAAAGGUCAUAAAAACCUACCUUACGAAACCAGACUUUCAAAUCUUAACCUCUUUCCCCUGGACUACAGACAAAUCCGUGGCGACUUAAUUCAAACGUUUAGAAUGUUACGGGGUCAGGACUGCUGCCUCGCAUCCGGCGACUUCUUUGAGCUGGCCACCACUACUAGUUUGAGAGGACACCCUCUAAAACUACGUGUGACAGGAGCGAGACUGGACGCAAGAAGGUCCUUCUUCAGCCACAGAGUGGUAAAGGCAUGGAACGCCCUACCUGUGGAUGUCGUCAUGUCCUCAUCCGUGGACUCAUUUAAGAGAAAGCUUGACCAGUACAGUGAUAUGUACCUCCACAGCAUCAGAAACUAACGAACCCCCCCCUGUGCCACCCGUCCUAUCCAACUAUUUAUGUUAAAAAGCAUGCUACUCCCUAUAUUUUAGUAACAUUAUGUUUUACAAUUUUCGCUAUCUCCUGACCGCCACAGAUGCGCUUGCUUUGAUAUUACUUGGUCCAUUCAUUGCCGUACUGGAUAUUGUACAAUCUUGACACAGAAGGCAUUCACAGACAAAUUCAUACCAGUGACCAAUGCUUGUUGUAUGUAAUUACUUACCUAAUUUUUUUCACACUUGCCUUACACAUUGUUUUUUAUGACGUUAUUGUAACCAAAAGAGAGUUCAAAGGCGUUCGCCUACUUUUCACUUAAUAAAUCUGAUCUGAUCUGAUCUGAUCUGAAUUGCCUUGAUCUAGUGUUCAUCAAGUCCUCUGACAAUAUCGACGUUGUGAAUUGCCUCCCCCCGUUGGGUCAGUGUGACCAUGUAGUUCUCAUGUGCGAAUACACCUUAUUCUCCCUGCCUGCACAACCGCUUGAUUCCCGACCCAAUAUUUGGCGCGGAGAUUUCGAACAGAUGAGAAGGGAUUUUAGUUCUAUCGACUGGGCAUUCACUCUAUCUGGCGAUGUCGAAGAGGUUUGGUGUCAGUUCAAAGAGUUAGUCCACAACCUCAUCUCCAACCAUUGCCCAAUCAUGCGCAGAAGACUAACAAAUAGACCCCGCUGGCUGACUCCGUCCUCAAAGAAUGAAGUUAACCAAGAAGAGGAAGCUGUGCAAAAGAUCCCUGACUGACCGAACGCCAGAAUCCCUAAGCAGUUAUAAGUUACAGAAAAAUCGGUUCAAAAUUCUCAUCGCCAAAGAUCGGUAAUCCUCUGAAACGGAUCUUCUGAACCGUGUCUGGGUUAAUCCCAAAGUCCCCUACAGCUACAUAAGACAGAGCACGCGUAACAAAGACCCCAUCCCACUGCUGCGAACAGCCGAUGCAAUGGAAUUCUCCGAUGACAAGGAUAAGGCUGAAUACCUCUCUCAGUUCUUCCGGUCCGUCGUGACAAGUGAACCAGAUUUUUUCUCCCCCAUUUGUGAAGACGAAGAAACGCCUACCCUUGAAGCCGUAUUCUUCACCGAAGUAAUUGUUCGGAAUGAGUUACUUAUUCUGAAAGAAUCGACCUCCCCAGGCCCUGAUGCAAUCCCCGCCAAGCUGCUGAAGGAGCUUGCUCCCGAAAUGUCCAAUCCAUGA
Molecule: messenger RNA, 2877 nt
Organism: Spirometra erinaceieuropaei
Lineage: Eukaryota; Metazoa; Platyhelminthes; Cestoda; Diphyllobothriidea; Diphyllobothriidae
Source: the annotation of a GenBank genome assembly